AUGGGCCAGUCUAUAUCCCAAAUCUUUGGGGGCAUAGAUCCGUGGUACGUACCAUCGGAACAAUUGGAGGAUUUGGGGAGUUGGUACGAAGAGUCAUAUGAUGAUCGAACUCUGAGACUUGUUGCGCGUAUUAGCCGUAUGAGGUGGAGGGCAAUGCCAGCUCAUCCUAGUCUGGCUAUUGUACCACUUGAGUUCCGUGAUGCAUUGCAAAGAUCGCUAGAAAAUAUUCUCAUCGAGUGCAAUGAUGAUAAAUACAAGACUGAGUGGUGGAUAUAUCGCUUUUGGAAUCUUCUUGAAUGGGCCGUUGAGGACAAGGAAUACAGAAAUGUAUCCGCAUCCACGUUGGAGCAUUUUCAGCGAAUGAUUGACAUGAGAGUCGAAGAGAGACACUCAGACCCUGAUAUUGCUCUCCGUUUAUAUGUCGAUAGACUGAAAGUUAUGGUCAAUAUGCCGGAUUUUGGCCUUUCAGAAUGGUUCAUCUACUCAUUCGCAUUCUGGCUUCGCUGCCAGGAUUUGCCAGACAUGCCAGCACAUCUGGAAUUGCUGGAUCCUCCAGUCGUAUGGGCACCGAUCAAAUAUCCCCAAAACUUAAUCGAGUGUUCAAUUGCUAACCUAACUCGUAGGCCUAUUGGAAACCUACUCGAGCCCGAGGAGGUAGGGGUGUGUGGUGUUUGUCGCGAAGAGGUUGAAGACGGAACGGAAGUUACUGUUUUAGAGCCAUUCUGUUCUCAUUGGUUUCAUACCGGAUGCAUCCAUCAUGUGUUUCAAAUGAGCUCGGGAAGAAAGUUAUGCCCGGCUUGCCGUACUCACAUUGUUCUUAAGGAAUAG
This is a messenger RNA of Penicillium manginii, 828 nucleotides long. Its product is annotated as RING finger protein. The record is from RefSeq and is a predicted model, not a curated record. Lineage: Eukaryota; Fungi; Ascomycota; Eurotiomycetes; Eurotiales; Aspergillaceae. Bases 1 to 828 code for a protein of 275 amino acids. The transcript has a single exon.